Molecule: messenger RNA, 975 nt
Organism: Pocillopora verrucosa
Lineage: Eukaryota; Metazoa; Cnidaria; Anthozoa; Scleractinia; Pocilloporidae
Product: thrombospondin-2-like
Source: RefSeq, a predicted model, not a curated record
ACUCGAUUUGAGGAAGUAAUGAAAAAAGAUCAAACAAAUCAAGUGUUGGGAUCACACGUUGUGUCUAGUACCUUUCUUAUUCUCAAACCAAACCAUCUGAGUUUUGAAACUGAAAAAUGGUUUCCCACCUUACUUUGAUUAUAUCACUGGUUGGUCUGUUGUAUCUUUGCCACUUUCAUGUCGAAGCGAAUUCUCGACCAUUUCAAAAGAAAUCAUGUUGGAUGUGUGAUGCACCGCGAUGCGACAAGUGCGUAACAAGUCAGUGGACCACAUGGAACCAGUGUUCAGCUCCGUGUGGGUUAAACGGCUAUCAGUCAAGAAAUAGGGUCGUGCAUCAGCCGUCGUCAUGUGGUGCUGGAUCGUGUCAGAAUUUAAUAGCAAAGGAGUGGCGACCAUGCAACCGUUGGUGUCAAAAUGGCGGGACCCCCGCUCGAUGGGGCUGCCAGUGUCCGCUUAACUACAUCGGUGACUGUUGCGAAACAGCAUACCUCGGAUGGAGCAAGUGGGGAGACUGGUACCCAUGUAGUAAGACUUGUGGUGGUCCUGGUGUCCAAAAACGCAUGCGUGUGUGUGUUGGGCUCCUGCCGAUCAACUCUACAACUUGUGACAGCGUGUGCCCUGGUUCAAAUAUUGAAACAAGAGCAUGCAAUACUCGUGAUUGUCCAGUUGAGUACAAUUCACUUGGUUGUUUUAAAGACGGUACUCCCCACGCCCUCCCGUUGCUACUAAAAAGCUUCCGAAACAAUAUCGAUUGGAAUGACAUGACGAAAAUCGUUCGGGCAUGCGCAGAGAUCGCCAAAGAGCGUGGCCUUCCCAUAUUUGGAAUCCAGUUUUACGGCGAAUGUUGGAGUGGACUGGACGCCGAAAACACGUACAAUAAGUACGGACCUUCCGGAAACUGUUGGAAUGGAGUGGGAAAGAAGGGAACCUAUCACGUGUACAAAAUAUGAGUAAAAGUUCCAAUUUUUUUCGAAA